Molecule: messenger RNA, 1999 nt
Organism: Larimichthys crocea (large yellow croaker)
Lineage: Eukaryota; Metazoa; Chordata; Actinopteri; Sciaenidae
Gene: cavin4a
Product: caveolae associated protein 4a
Exons: 2
Coding region: 287-1273 (328 amino acids)
Biological process (GO): regulation of gene expression
Cellular component (GO): caveola; cytoplasm
Source: RefSeq, a predicted model, not a curated record
GAGCAUUGCUGUUCCCCUCUGAGUUCACCGCCUGGCUCACAUCCCGGUGAGGGCUGAAUUCAGGUUCCCUUUGGAUCCUGAAGCCUUUUUUAAAAGGAGUAGGUGGAGUUUCCCCUCUCUUCUGUCCCCAGACCUGAGUUUGGGUCACAGCGGUUGGGUGUUGCCACUCUCCGGACUCCCUGCUGGUAACUCCGACGGUCCUGGUCCCCUUCCCCAAACAAAACCACACAUCUGCAACUUUUAGUUUCAAACAAAUUUGAUCAUCUCAAGUCAUCGAAACACUGCAAUGGAUCAGCACAAGUAUCGCACGGCGGGUGUUCAGGAGAAGCUGGAGAUCAUUGGGGUGGAGGACGAGGCCGGGAACCCCAUCAGCGGCCUGACCAUCCUGUCUCUGCUGGAACGCGUGGCCGGCAUCAUUGACAACGUCCAGUCUUGCCAGCAGCGCAUGGAGGAGCGUCAGCUGGAACUGGAGAAUAACAUCAAAACCAUCCAGGGUGACGUCCUGAAACUGGCCAAGGACCACACCGACACCAGCGGCACGGUGGAGAAGCUCCUGCAGAAGACCCGCAAAGUCAGCGCCAACGUCAAGGAGGUCCGGGCGCGCGUCGAGAAGCAAAACGUUCGCGUCAAGAAGGUUGAAACGACACAGGAUGAGCUGCUCACCCGCAACAAGUUCCGCGUUGUCAUCUAUCAGGGUGAGACAGAGGUCCCAUCAGUUGCCGUCACCAAGUCCCCCAAAGGAACCGGCCUGGACGGGCUGGAGAUCGAGCCCGACCUGUACGACAUCCCCGUCGACCUCUCCUCCGAUGAGGAGUACCUGAGCGUGGAGGAGGCCGACCCGUCACGAGCUGCCCGCAUCAAGAAGUCCGUCGCGAAGAGCAAAGAGACCCUGAAGGCCGCUUUCUCCAAGGAGAACAUGUCGAAAACCAAAGACAACCUGGGCACCAAGUUCCACAACCUGGGCGAGAAGGUGAUGCCGCCCGAGCGGAGGGACAAGAUGCACCAGGCCGGCGAGCGGCUGAAGCAGUCCGGCGAGCGGCUGAAGGAGAACAUCGCCAAGAAGGCUCCGAGCAAAGAGACCUUCCGCAUCAAGCUGAAGAAGGAAAGAGCCGUCGCUGAAGGCCAAGAGGGGGCCGAGGCCGAGGCCGAGGCCGAGGAGCCGGCGGCGCUCCCGGGGGUCACCUACACCGAGGUCGCCAUGGAAUCCAAGAGGGAGGGGCCUGUGGAGGAGGCCGGCGCUACCCGGAUAGGAGAGGAGGAUUACCGGAAGUAGACUGGACUUCAGAUCAAGACAGCGCUGACACGAAGAGAUGAGGCAGGACACCGGAGAAAGCUCGAGGAUUGAGAGAGAGAAGGUCUGUGAUUGGUCGUCAUCCACGAUGGAGAUUUUUAUUCACCUGAACGUAUCAAAACAGUUCUCGAGACGGGAAUCUGUACUGACACCAGAAACUCGUCAGGAUAUGAACUGUUAUUUAUUAAAUCUAUUUCAGCGUGUUAACGUGAGGCAAGUUACUGUCAAAUGUUUUUAAGGAUUAUAUAAUUGAAUUAAUGUGAGAAUCUUUAUUUCGAAUGCACUCAGAAAAAUUCAGGUUUCGGAUUUGUGAGUCCAGGUUGAGGUUGAGGAAAGUAACGAUGGCAAGCGGUUGAUGAUGAAUGUUGAUCUGAAGUUCAUGUAUUGAUCUUUUAUCUGGCUGUACAUAUAAUGUUGUACAUAGCGCCAAAAUGGAAAGGAAGAAGAAGUUUGGUCAGUGCAGGCCUCAGCUGGUCUCUGAGGAGCCUGCUGAGAAAAUCAGAUCAGACGUCAGACUGGUUUCUGCUCGCAGCAUCGUAGGAAGGAGAUGAAGUUAGAGUUAAGGUGCUUCAAAGCAGCAACACUGAAAGCAACAUUAUGCAAGAAACUUCAGUAACAUGGACAGCUGUACUCGAGUAUCUGUUCUUACUAGUCCAGCAGCAGUCAGCCCAGCUCGGCGUCUGUCUUUCAGCCUUUUAUUUCACCAAG